Myxocyprinus asiaticus (Chinese sucker) is the source of this 4863-nucleotide messenger RNA. It is a transcript of the gene ppp1r12a, whose product is annotated as protein phosphatase 1, regulatory subunit 12A. Gene Ontology annotation, molecular function: enzyme inhibitor activity; phosphatase regulator activity; protein kinase binding. Gene Ontology annotation, cellular component: A band; Z disc; cytoplasm. The transcript is spliced from 26 exons. The record is from RefSeq and is a predicted model, not a curated record. Lineage: Eukaryota; Metazoa; Chordata; Actinopteri; Cypriniformes; Catostomidae. Gene Ontology annotation, biological process: signal transduction. Bases 95 to 3247 code for a protein of 1050 amino acids.
CUCCCACGCCCCAACAGAGCGUUCACUGUGGGAUAGUGGCAGUAUACAGUAUAUCUUCCAUCGGAGAGCGAUAAGAAGCGCCAGGCUCGAGGGGAUGAAGAUGGCGGACGCCAAGCAGAAGAGGAACGAGCAGCUGAAGCGCUGGAUAGGCUCGGAGACGGACAUCGAGCCGUCUGUGCUGAAGAAGAAGAAGACGAAGGUGAAGUUCGACGAUGGCGCCGUGUUUUUGGCCGCCUGCUCGAGCGGCGACACGGAGGAGGUGCUGCGAAUGCUCGACCGCGGCGCGGACAUCAACUACCCCAAUGUGGACGGGCUCACCGCCCUGCACCAGGCCUGCAUAGAUGACAAUGUGGACAUGGUGACCUUCCUGGUGGAGCACGGGGCCUGCAUCAACCAGCCUGACAAUGAGGGCUGGAUUCCCCUUCAUGCCGCCGCCUCCUGCGGAUACCUCGACAUAGCUGAGUAUCUUAUCAGUCAAGGUGCAAAUGUCAGUGUAGUGAACAGUGAGGGAGAAACACCAUUGGAUAUCGCAGAGGAGGAGGCCAUGGAGGAGCUUCUGCAAAACGAGAUCAACCGGCAAGGCAUUGAUAUCGAGGCGGCCAGGAAAGAGGAGGAACGGAUCAUGCUACGGGAUGCGCGACAGUGGCUUAACAGCGGCCAGAUCAACGAUGUCCGGCACGCCAAGUCUGGGGGUACUGCACUUCACGUCGCUGCAGCCAAAGGAUACACUGAGGUUUUAAAGCUUUUAAUCCAAGCAGGGUAUGAUGUAAAUAUUAAAGAUUAUGAUGGCUGGAGUCCGUUCCAUGCUGCUGCACACUGGGGCAAAGAAGAUGCUUGCCGAAUACUUGUAGAGAGUCUGUGUGAUAUGGACAUCGUCAAUAAAGUGGGUCAGACGGCGUUUGAUGUAGCUGAUGAAGAUAUCUUGGGUUAUUUAGAAGAGCUUCAAAAGAAACAGAAUCUGCUUCUAAGUGAAAAGAAGGAUGUUAAGAAGUCUCCUUUGAUAGAAACUACUACCACUGGAGACAAUAAUCAAUCUGUGAAACCACUGAAGAGUAAAGAAACUCUUCUGCUGGAGCCAAAGACUGCCCCACGAAUCGAGACUCUGGAGCCAGAGAAGGUGGAUGAGGAAGAGGGCGAGGGCGAUGGAAAGAAAGAUGAGUCCAGUUGCUCUAGUGAGGAAGAGGAGGAGGAGGACUCAGAGUCAGAAAACGAAGCAGACAAAACCAAGUCUUCUGUUCCGACAAGCAAUUCCAACAGCACACCCAUGCCUGCUAGUAUCACCGUCUUGUCUCCGACUACCCCAACCAACCAGGUGACCACCCCCACCUCACCUACCAAAAAGGUGAGCACAUCUGCUGGUAAGGUGUCUCCUAAAGAGGAGGAGAGGAAGGAUGAAUCUCCUGCAUCAUGGCGACUGGGCCUUCGGAAAACUGGGAGUUACGGAGCACUGGCGGAAAUCAGCACAACUAAAGAGAUGCAGAAAGAGAAGGACACCGCUGGCGUGAUGCGCUCAGCGUCUUCUCCUCGCCUCUCAUCCUCACUGGACAACAAGGACAAAGAAAAGGAGAAGGAGAAGACACGCUUGGCGUACGUUGCACCCACCAUCCCGAGGAGACAUGUUAGCACAUCAGACAUCGACGAGAAAGAGAACAGGGAUUCGGCUGCUAGUCUGGUACGUAGCGGCUCCUACACCAGGAGGCGCUGGGAAGAAGAUCUGAAGAACAGCGACGGAACAAGCUCGCUAAACAGAACCUCCAGCUAUCAGCGCAGUACGUCUCACACGCUAGCGUUAGGCCGCACGUCUAGCUCUCGCGACCUGCCUGCCAAAUCGCCCUCUGCCUCCAGCCUGGAGCCUAACAACUCUAAAGCCUGGCAGCAGCCUUCCUCCUACCAGCCAUACAGCAUUCACCACAGCGGCUCAUAUGGAAGGAGGCAUGAUGACACUUUAAGUUCCACAUCCUCCACCACCUCCAUAACCGCAACAACGACCUCCACCUCAUCCGUUACCUCGCCCACAGGACACCGCAGCCUGCUGUCCAGGUAUUGGGCGGAGGAGAGUGCAGACAAGGAGAAAGAGAAAGAAAAGGAGUCGGCCACAGUCAUCCCUACAAUCAACACUGCAGCCACCACCACUACCACCUCCACUACUGGAAUUAUACUGGGCUCUGAUGGACGAGAAAGACGCAGAUCGUACCUCACCCCAGUGCGUGACGAAGAGUCCGAGUCUCAGAGGAAAGCCAGAUCCAGACAGGCACGGCAGUCCAGGAGGUCCACACAGGGCGUGACCUUGACUGAUCUUCAGGAGGCGGAGAAGACCAUCGGUCGCGCUCGUCCUACGCGGCCUCGAGAAGACGAGAAAGAAGAGAAGGAGAAACAGGACAAAGAAAAACAGGAGGAGAAGAAAGAGACAGAGACCAAGGAGGACGACUACAGGUCACGCUACCGUAGCUUUGAGGAGAAGUACCGUAGCACUUCCUCAACCUCCACCACCACGGCCUCCUCCACCCUGCCCUCCUCCUCCAUUAGCUCCUCCACUCUCUACAGCACCUCCUCUCUGAACCGCCCCAACAGCCUGACGGGCCUCACCUCCAACUACAUCCGCUCCGCACGUGAUACUGAGAGAGAGUCAGAUAGAAAAGAAAAGGAUGAGGACAAAGACGGAGAGGACAAGUCUCAGCCUCGCUCCAUACGAGACCGCAGACGACCACGAGAGAAAAGACGUUCCACUGGAGUAUCAUUCUGGAACCAGGAUAGUGACGAGAACGAUCCGGAGCAGCUGUCCGAUUCAGAAGAUGGCAGCACUAAAGGAGAGCCACAGAGUGACAGGCUAUCCAGGUAUGACCCAGUGUCUACUAGCACUUCUGACCGCGACGUGUCGUACAGUUUAAGUGGUAUUGGGAAGAGCCGUCGGCCGUACUCACGCCUCAACAGAGACGACACCACUGAUUAUAAAAAGCUUUACGAGCAGAUCUUAGCUGAAAACGAAAAGCUGAAAUCCCAGUUACGUGAUACAGAAUUGGAGCUGUCUGACCUGAAGCUGCAGCUGGAGAAGGCCACACAGAGGCAGGAGCGCUUUGCUGACCGAUCGCAGCUGGAGAUGGAGAAAAGGGAAAGAAGAGCUCUAGAAAGGAAGAUCUCUGAGAUGGAGGAGGAACUGAAGACGCUACCAGACUUGAAAGCAGACAACCAGAGACUAAAGGACGAAAACGGAGCGCUGAUCCGAGUUAUUAGCAAGCUUUCCAAAUAGAAAAGGCCCUCCCACAUUCUGCGGCAGUAAUGGUAUUGCACAUCUAGAUAUUAAGACAACAGCGACAAGAAGGCUCCGUCACCACUUCUGUUCCUCAGUCUCUCGCUUUCCCAUGCUUCUCUGCUCCAUCGAUUCCUGCGACUGCGUCCCACACAGAACCACUGAGUUUACAGAACUAAGGAAAAGCGCUAGACGAGGGAAUGGCAUUGAACCUUUGCGGGCGGGGAAAGCCUCAAAAAAACUAUUUAACCAAUAAGCCUUAGUUGUACAUACGUCACUUGCAUCAAUUUCUCUUGGCUGUCACGGAACACCUGAUUUUAUUUGUGCCACACUUUUUUUUUUAGUUGUUGCUCUGCUCUCAAAUCUCUCUUCAUGUAUAGAUGUGUUAUGCAAUGUGCAGCUCUCACCCUCUAUUUCCUUCUUCCUGUCCAACUUCUCCGUUGUGCUUGAAGUCCAGCCUCCCAGUCAGAGGCACUGUCUCUCAGCAGAAGACUUCCCAGCAUUCAAUGUUGGCGCACACGGCUCGUUUACCCUCCUCCCGUGCACGCGCACACACUCUACACACUUUCAUCUCGCUCGGCAUCUCGAUCCGAGCGAGUCGAAGGACCACUGGCUUUAUCAAACAGGUGGACCUUGUGGAAUCGAAGCUUUCACUUGUAUGUGCAAUAUACGCAUUUAUUUCUUCAAAAAAUGCUUUAAGAAUGAGUCCAUCACUAGUAAAUGUUCACUUCCUGACCACUUCCAUGGCUCACCCCGAUUUCCUUCCUCUUCCCCUCCUCCUUUUCUCUCGUUUCUUUAAGUUUGUAGUGUAGUCGUUGGUUUAUAUCUUGUACUCCUCACGUUGUUUUAGCAGGUACUGAGUGAAGUUGUAUAUACCUGUAUGUAUUGUUUGAGACGGCACAUGGCAUGCAUUUAUGGUUCCCUGUCUGUUACUAUUGAAAUAUACCAACUUCAGAGGACAACAAAGUGUGUUUUAACUAUUUUCUUCUUUUAUAGUCUAAAAAGUCAUUGAAUAACAAGAGAUCCACCCUCUUGGAAGGGAAGACGCUGCAUGUGUUCAGUGCAUUCUUUUCAGUUUUAAAAGUGUUCACGGUAAUUGUGAGAUGAUGAUAGUAAUAUAACUGCUUCACUACAUUUCACUCAUUUUAUUCAGUAUCUUUGGAAGAGUGCUGUUCCCCAAUUUUUUUUUUUUUUUUUUUUUUUUAAAGCUGUAGUAUUAGCCAAGGUGUUGUCACUAAAAAGAAAAGCCUAGGUAUCGCUAACCCAGUCCUUUUUACAAUGUCUACAUGCACUGUCGAUGCCAUGUCAGGAGUCUUGCUGUCCGGUUUAGCGAACUUUUUUGCCACCACGUAAGAUGAAGUCCAUGCAUCGGAAACAUGUUUUAUGCAUUUCAGUGGCCUUUUACUUUAAAUACUGUAGUCGGGGGAAAAAAUGAUGUCGCUGUAGUUGGACUGUCAGCUGUCUCCUCUUUGGUUUAGGUUUUUAAUGUUUUUGUUUUCUUUUAUUAAAUUUCCCAUCAUCUUGUAAAAUAGAUGUGUGGCUUCAUCCGUGCAAGCUGUGCUGUGACUACCAACCACUGAGAGUUAAUUAAAAUAAACUUGUACAUUGUAAAAAUC